GCAAGAACAUGGCUUCGACAAUAUUUUAUUUAACAGGUAUUCGGCACUUUAGGGAAUUUAAACAUAGAUAAAAAAUAUUUCUUUAUCUAUAUAAACAACUACGAUGAGAUAAUUUUACUCAAAGUUAUAUAAAUGUACGAAAACAUGUUGUGUAAAACCAAUAAGGCACCACAGUUUCGUGCAUUUCACCACUAAAGCCACGCUAUCUGAUUGGAAACUGCAACACUGCCAAUUGUCAUUUUUGUUAUGAUAGCUUGACACUGACCAGCCCAGCUGGUUUGUUUUCUUUUCCUGAAAAAUUUUCAUCCUUGAGCGUCGAUUUUUAUACAAAUACAGAAAUUGCAAAAAAAAAGAUGCAAUUUACUUAAAAGAAGUGUGCAAAUUGAUAAUUAAUAUAAUGUAAUGGUUAUUUUGGGUGUAGAUUUUGUGUUUCUGUUGUGAAUACGUGAAGUUGGAAACGAACGGGUGGCACGUUGCCAUUGCAGACUGCCUAAAAUAACAAUUGGACGGCAUUUUAUGAAUUUGUUCCACAAACGCAGACAAUAAAAAUUUUAACUAUCGAUUUUCUCCGAUACCUCCUGAAAAAUGCACCUCAACCACGCCACUGCAAUGGCUAACUACCAACACUACCCGCCACCGCAGAUUUCAACGCACGGUGGCACGCCCACUGUGCAGCAACAGACUAUAGCGACGGCUGGCACACCGUUUACUUUGCACCAGUUGACCGCUGUGCAAGCCAUACAACAUCCAACGCACCAGGCUAUGCUACACCCGCAACAUCCACUGGUGCACUUACUCGAUAUUUCUACGACAAAUACACCGAAUCCAACGCCAGUGCCUCCUACUAAAGUCGAGGUGCCGGAACCGGAGCCCAUUGAGGUGAAAGUGGACGAUCCCCGCAAAAAGAAGGAAUGCCACGUCUGCAAGAAUAAAUUUCGACAGUUAACUACUUUGCGCAAUCACAUGAAAAUCCAUACUGAUGAGCGGCCGUACAAAUGUAAACAUUGCGAUAGGGCUUUCCGUCAGAUUUCAACGCUCACCAAUCAUGUAAAGAUACAUACCGGCGAAAAACCAUUCACAUGCAAUAUUUGCGCAAAAGAUUUUCGCCAGCAGAGUACACUUAUCAACCACAUUAAAACCCACAAAGAAUCCAGUACCCCAACCUCAUUACUGAACUAUCAGCCUGGUACUAAAUUGAAUCAUCGCAAUUCCAAAUUGGCUCAAAAUCAAAUGGUAGACUAUCAAAAUCGAUCCAUUACAAAAACUCUUUAUACUGGCAGCUAUAGUUCACCUCAAGCCGAGGAGUUGGUUAAGCCGUAUCAGUGCAAUGUGUGCAAAAGACGAUUUCCGCAGCUGAGUACACUCCACAAUCAUGAGCGGACACACAUCGAUCCCAAGCCGUACAAAUGUGAAACAUGCGACAAGUCUUUCAGUCAACUGGCCACUUUAACCAAUCACAAAAAGAUCCAUACUGGUGAUAAGCCAUACGCUUGUUCCUUCUGUUCCAUGCAAUUCCGACAGCAGAGUACUUUAACCAACCACAUGAAGACACACACCACAGCCGCCAGCAAUGCAAACGUAGUGCCAACUACCACCACCACAAUGGCAGCCCCACAUGGAAUCAACCACAUGACCACUUCAACACUCGUUACACAAGGCGAACAUCCCCAACUUAAUAACAUGGUACAUCAACAAUUACAAGCUGAACAUCCAUUAUUGCACUUUCUCGAUAGUAACACAACUGUAAGCACCAUCGUUACGAAGGAGCCGUUCAAUCCGAAUACCAGUCGUCGUUUCAAAAACGAGGCCGAUAGCUUGAUGCUGGAGAGCCCGGAUCGCCCUUUCCCAUGCGCCAUUUGCCGAAAGGCUUUCUCACAACAGAGCACUUUAGCCAACCACAUUAAGACGCACACCGGCGAGAAACCAUAUAAGUGCAAAGUAUGCGAGUCGAACUUCCGACAAUUGUCCACCUUGAAUAAUCAUCUAAAAAUACAUACUGGCGAAAAGCCCUACAGCUGUUCCUAUUGCCCUAAACAAUUCCGGCAGAAAAGCACUCUUAUCAAUCAUGUCAGAAUUCACAAUUGUUAAAAAGGCCAUGCAAGUGAUUAUACAAUAAUAACUAUAAUGACGGCGGAGAAGCUAAAGCUAUAAGAGACGUGAACAAUUGAAAUAUUGGCCAACUAUCCCUAAAAGAGAUUAAAAUAUCCAAUAGCAAUAACCCAUAGAACAGAUAAACACAGGCAGACCACAGUAUCAAAACGUAAUAUGAUGAUAAGGAGUAAAACAAUGGAAAAAAAAGAAAAUAACAUUGUGAAUUCGGUGUUUAAACUAACUAUAACCAGCUGCUAAACGUAAUGAGUUACUUACCUGCUGUGCAAUAUGUAUUGUCCAUGUAAAUUUAUUAUAUACUAACGAGCUACAUGAGUAAGUAAGAUUCAAAUGAGUACAAGUACUGUUUUGCUAUUUAUAUUGGUGCAAGGUACACCACACAGUGUCGCUUAAAUAAUCUUCCAGGAUGUUUUAUGGAAUACGAUUAAUCUACUCUUAAAAAUACGCAAACUAAUAUCCCCGCCAUGCCCUUCUGGUCAUACAUUUUUGAGUAGGAGAGUGUAAUGCGACCUAAGAUCGGUGUGCAGCUUGCAAAAUCUAUUCUUCACUAAUAAGUUGUUGUUGUUGUAACAGCAUAAAACAUUCCUUAAAAAAUUUGUUUGGUAAUAUUGUUGAAACGACAGCUUUUGACCCGAUACAAAUUCGCGUUUUCCGUUAAUGUAGAACCUGAAGUGUCAGCGUUCAUCAGUAAGUCUUGGAAAGCGCUAAUGUUGCUAGUUUUGUUGUUUGAUAUGCAAUUAGUUUAGAAAAGCGUUAAGUACCCUACAUAAUAUAGUCACACUGUAAAAAUAAUGUGCAGUACAGAUUCGAGUAAAUGUCACAUUUCAGCUGAAAUAUGAAAU
This is a messenger RNA of Anastrepha obliqua, 2951 nucleotides long. Its product is annotated as zinc finger protein 501. The transcript has 4 exons. The coding region runs from base 586 to 2088 and encodes 500 amino acids. The record is from RefSeq and is a predicted model, not a curated record. Gene Ontology annotation, molecular function: RNA polymerase II transcription regulatory region sequence-specific DNA binding; DNA-binding transcription factor activity, RNA polymerase II-specific. NCBI's taxonomy places the organism in Eukaryota, Metazoa, Arthropoda, Insecta, Diptera, Tephritidae. Gene Ontology annotation, biological process: regulation of transcription by RNA polymerase II. Gene Ontology annotation, cellular component: nucleus.